Mastomys coucha (southern multimammate mouse) is the source of this 1192-nucleotide messenger RNA. RefSeq names its product sorting nexin 22 (gene Snx22). The transcript is spliced from 7 exons. The record is from RefSeq and is a predicted model, not a curated record. Gene Ontology annotation, molecular function: phosphatidylinositol phosphate binding. Bases 94 to 657 code for a protein of 187 amino acids. NCBI's taxonomy places the organism in Eukaryota, Metazoa, Chordata, Mammalia, Rodentia, Muridae.
CGGGUCAGCCUCUUAGGGUUGCUUGGCUGCUCCAGGGAGUUCGGGUGCCUUGGUGCUCGAUCCCGGAGAGACUGUGGCUGAGGCGGGGUGCGGAUGCUGGAAGUUCACAUCCCCUCGGUGGGGCCCGAGGCCGAAGGGCCCAGGCAGAGUCCAGAGAAAGGCCACAUGGUGUUCCAAGUGGAGGUGCUGUACAGCGGACGCAGACACACCGUGCCGCGGCGCUACAGCGAGUUCCACGCUCUACACAAGCGGAUCAAGAAACGCUACAAAGUGCCCGACUUUCCCUCAAAACGCCUGCCCAACUGGAGGACCAGAGGAUUGGAACAGCGCCGGCAGGGCUUGGAGACCUAUAUCCAGGGCAUCCUGUACCUGAAUCAGGAUGUGCCCAAGGAGUUACUGGAAUUCUUGAGACUUAGACAUUUUCCUACAGACGCUAAGGCCAGCAGCUGGAGCACCCUGGGGGAAUUCCUGCCUAGUGACACCAGCUCACAGCUGCACCACCGGCCGGUCUUUGGCUUCUGUAUGGAUCCCUACAUUUACACCCCUUCCCCAGAACCUCUCCCAGAAGUGGUGGUGGACGGUGUGCUCCAGGCUCUCUAUGGCUUCAGCACCAGCCCAGCCAGAGGCUGUCAUACUGCUCCAUCACUAAUGCCCUGACUAGCCCAGGCUUUGGGCCAUCUUUCAGGACAGCUAUGUGCCUCAGUCCUAGGACUUCCAUAUAGGAAACUAGGUCUUCCCUUGGACUAGACUCAGAGUAACUGGCUGAGGCUCAGUUGUGCCCAUCCCCACUCAAAGCUCUGAACUUGGUUUGUACUGACAGCUGUAGCUGGUAGAACUCAAGACUCUUGAAAGCCCAAGGGUCAUGGCAAAGUUAAGAUAAAAGUGUGAGGUAAUUUCAGGGAUAGGCUGAGAAGAUUCCAGUGUAUUUUCUAGCCCAGCCUGAUACGUGAAGUGAAAGCAGCUUAGGAUGAGGUACAGGAGCUAGCUAGAAAGUCUCUGCCUUUCUAGUUAGUGGGUAGAUUACACAAGUACAGGCUUGGGGGGGCGGGGACGGGACCUAGGGAAAGAGCAUGCAUCCAUCAGCACAGAAGAUUCCCACACUGGGACACACACUCAGGACAGGUGCUAUAUACACCCCCAAACAUAGCCCACAUUCAACUUAUUAAAAAAAAACCCACUUUAUUGAUCAGCA